Messenger RNA from Mercenaria mercenaria, 1741 nucleotides. Its product is annotated as tyrosine--tRNA ligase, mitochondrial-like. The coding region runs from base 228 to 1640 and encodes 470 amino acids. Lineage: Eukaryota; Metazoa; Mollusca; Bivalvia; Venerida; Veneridae. The transcript is spliced from 14 exons. Gene Ontology annotation, molecular function: RNA binding; ATP binding; tyrosine-tRNA ligase activity. Gene Ontology annotation, cellular component: mitochondrion; cytosol. The record is from RefSeq and is a predicted model, not a curated record. Gene Ontology annotation, biological process: tyrosyl-tRNA aminoacylation.
GUCUACUGACCUUGAUCUAAGAGAAUCGACCAACGGAGUUUUAAUUUCAUUUUUUUGUUUGUGAGGGUGUAUGUCAAGGUACAGACUUGGUCAUGUAAGGGGAGAAUUAUAUGUGUCAGGUAGCCGGUUAGCUCAGUCAGUAGAGCACUCGCCCUGUAAGCGAGGGGUCCCAGGUUCGAGCCCCGGACUGCACAUUUUUCUCACCCUGUGACAUAUAGUCCAAGAAAAUGCUGACUCAACAAGUUAUCUUUUCAAGUGUCAGGCAACUUCCAUGUCUAAGAUGGGUUAACAGGACAUUUGGACGGAGAUAUGGUACAGCGGUAAUUCGUGAUAUUCUGAAGUUACAUGACAGAGGCAUUUUUCAAGCAAUGAUACCAGAAGCAAAAGCACCAGAUUUUGCAAAGAAGUUAUCUUCCCCUCAGGAAAUAUACUGUGGAUUUGAUCCCACAGCUGAAAGCUUACAUAUUGGAAACCUGGUUGCUAUAAUAGCCCUGAUCCAUUGUCAGAGAGCCGGGCAUCAGCCUAUAGCAGUGGUAGGAGGAGCUACUGCGCAUAUUGGGGACCCUAGUGGAAAAACAAAGGAUAGAGAUGAGAUUUCAGCAGAAUCUAUUGAACAAAAUAUCAUAGGUCUUACAGAAAAUCUUGAGAGAAUAUUUACAAACCAUGCUGUGUACCUGUGGAAGGAUCAAAGAGACUUAAAGGAUGUGAAAAUUUUGAACAACAGAAGCUGGUACACUGAGAUGAAUGUGAUAGAUUUCCUUACCAAGACUGGUCGCUAUUUUAGAUUGAAUAGUAUGCUUAAUAAACACAGUGUGAAGAGUCGUCUUAGUUCACAAGCAGGCAUGUCAUUUACAGAAUUUACCUAUCAAGUUUUCCAGGCUUUUGAUUGGCUGUAUUUACUACAGAAUCACAACUGUUAUAUUCAGAUAGGUGGCCACGACCAGUACGGGAACAUUACAGCAGGCAUGGAUCUGAUUGACAAAGCUUUAAAAGAAAGAACAUUUGGUUUGACUUUACCACUAAUAACAUCCUCACAGGGACACAAAGUAGGAAAGUCAGAAGGCAAUGCUGUUUGGCUGGAUCCAAAUAAAACAACUCCAUAUGAAUUGUAUCAGUAUUUUUUGAAUGUCAAGGACCCAGAUGUUGGAAAGUAUCUAAAGCUGUUCACCUUUUUACCAGAUGCUGAUGUAGACAGUAUACUGAGAAAUCACCAGUUUGAACCAGAAAAAAGAAAAGCACAGAAAAUUUUAGCUGAAAAAGUUCUGCUAUUAGUGCAUGGAGAGACUGGUUUACAGGAGGCUAGAAGGUGGACAGAUGCAUUCUUCAGUGACAGUCCUGAGCCCCUGCUCAAUCUGUCAGAUAAUGAAAUGCAGAGGUUGUUCCAUAAUGCACCUACCAAAGAUCUUCCCAUCCAACAUGAUAUGACAGUCCUGAAUCUAGUCAUGAAAAGUAAAACGUUUGAUAGAGAAGUUGAUGCAAUAAGAAUUAUCAAAGCAGGAGGAAUUUAUAUUAACCAUGCAAGAGUUACAGAACCUGAUUUCCUGCUUACAUUUGGGCAGCACAUUUUACCAAAUAAUAUCACUUUACUACGAAUAGGGAAGAAAAACUACCACAUUAUUCGAUGGAAAUCCUUAAGCUGAGAGAAGGACCCAAAUGUUUAUCUGUUUAACUUCCUUUUUUAUUGUGUUUUGUCAUUGAUUUAAACCAUAGUCAAAUUGCAAUAAACUGAAAACAAAUUUCA